AUGUAUUCGUCAUGCCUGUACUACGUUCCAUGGAUAUCCACAUUCUGUGUUUGCAUAGGUGUUGCAAGUCUGGGAGUAUGGGCUUACUUCACACGGCGCUGCAGAAGCUUGACUAUAGACGCGUUGGACGACCUUGGCAUUACCGCUAAGAACAUUUCCCGCAUCAACAGCGCGUUAAUCGCUACAGCUAUCGCAUACCUUGUCCUUGCCAUAUUAAUCUUCUUUAUGAGUUUAUGGAGGUCCUUCAUUGAGGCUUCGCAUGAUGCCCUAGGUCACAUCGCGCGGGGCGCCAAAGCCUUCCUCAUCCUCAACUUUCUGACUUCCACUGGCUGGCUGGCGGUGAUGCUCUGGCUGGUGCUCCUCAUCAUGGGCAACACCCUAUGGGGCGUUUGUCUGUAUGUGAUUAUCGGGGCCAUCAAUCAAGCCAAGAAGGACAUGGUCACGUACGGCACUGCCACGUGGCUGCCCUCUCGUAAUCAGCCAUGUCCCGGGCAGUGCCUAAACCUCACCCCCUUCACCUUCGUCACGGCACAACUAAAGGACGCUUGCAUCUGCGACACCGACAAGUUGGACGCGGCGCAGAACGCAUUCCAACAGGCGUACGACAUCUUCCCGGCCGUCGCGGUGGGGAAUUUCAUCAUGCUGUUGGCGGGGUUGUGGCUACUUGUGAACUUCGCGUGUCAGUUUUCUCACGCCAAACGGGAGCGGGAGCUGCUGUCCCGAAUCGAAUCGAAAAUGUACAGCGAGCUGGGGUAG
Messenger RNA from Volvox carteri f. nagariensis, 756 nucleotides. RefSeq lists its product as uncharacterized. NCBI's taxonomy places the organism in Eukaryota, Viridiplantae, Chlorophyta, Chlorophyceae, Chlamydomonadales, Volvocaceae. Bases 1 to 756 code for a protein of 251 amino acids. The transcript has 7 exons. The record is from RefSeq and is a predicted model, not a curated record.